This is a messenger RNA of Mustela lutreola (European mink), 2591 nucleotides long. RefSeq names its product carbonyl reductase [NADPH] 1-like. NCBI's taxonomy places the organism in Eukaryota, Metazoa, Chordata, Mammalia, Carnivora, Mustelidae. The transcript is spliced from 3 exons. Gene Ontology annotation, molecular function: carbonyl reductase (NADPH) activity. The record is from RefSeq and is a predicted model, not a curated record. Bases 119 to 997 code for a protein of 292 amino acids.
CUAGAACACAUGUUUACUGGCAUCUCUGACUGCCCUAGACCUGAGCACCACCAGCCCUCCGCGUACCCCACAGCACAUUACCUCACCACAGAGGGUACUGCUUGCUCUCCUCACAGCCAUGUCAUCAUCCCAGCGAGUGGCACUGGUGACCGGGUCCAACAAGGGCAUCGGCUUCGUCAUCGCGCGUGACCUGUGCCGGCAGUUCUCAGGGGACGUGGUGCUCACGGCGCGGGACGAGGCGCGGGGCCGCGCGGCCGUGCAGCAGCUCCAGGCCGAGGGCCUGAGUCCCCGCUUCCACCUGCUGGACAUCGACGACCUGCAGAGCAUCCGCGCCCUGCGCGACUUCCUGCGCAGGGAGUACGGGGGCCUGGACGUGCUGGUCAACAACGCGGGCAUCAUAUUCAAGCCUGGUGACACCACACCCUUUCAUAUUCAAGCAGAAGUGACCAUGAAAACAAACUUCUUUGGUACCCAAGAUGUGUGCAGAGAACUCCUGCCUCUAAUGAAACCCCAAGGCAGGGUGGUGAAUGUGGCUAGCAUAAUGGGCUUCGUAGCCCUUAAAAAUUGCAGUCCAGAACUCCAGCAGAAGUUUAUGAGUGAGACCAUCACAGAAGAGGAGCUGGGGGUGCUCAUGAACAAGUUUGUGGAAGACGUAAAGAACGGGGUGCACAAGGAGGAGGGCUGGCCUGAUAUACAAGAAGUCCUAUAUGGAGUGUCCAAAAUGGGCAUCGUGGUCCUCUCCAGAAUCCAUGCCAGGAAACUGAGUGAGCAGAGGAAAGAAGACAAGAUCCUCCUGAACGCCUGCUGCCCUGGGUGGGUGAGAACAGACAUGGGUGGACCGAAAGCCAUCAAAAGCCCAGAAGAAGGAGCAGAGAUUCCUGUCUACUUGGCCCUUUUGCCCUCCGAUGCUGAGAAACCUCAGGGAGAGAUGAUUAUAGAGAAGAAAGUUGAAAAAUGGGGAAUCCUCUCUCAGUUCCCUUCAUGGGUCCCCAUUUGAUAUCUGCCAUAAUUUGACCAAAACAACUCUUACACCAUCAACAAUAGCCUUACCAAAAAAAAAAAAAAAAAUCACCAUCCCUAUUGGGUACUCACACUGAAUUGGCUACUAAUUCUGUAAAGUCUUCUGAGAUUUAUUCUGUGAUAUAAAAUAAAAAGUAUGACUCUGGGAAACAAACUGAGGGUUUCAGAGGGGAAGGGGGAGUGGGGAUGGGGUAGCCAGUGAUGGAUACUAAGAAGGGCACGUGUUGUGAUGAGCACUGAGUGUUAUAUGCAAGUAAUGAAUCAUUGAACACUACAAAAUAAAUAAAUAAAUAAAUAGAUAAACUUUUAAAAAAGAGAUAAAGUAGAAUUGAUGUCAAUAAUGGAUGAACAUUAUAGAUGAAUAAACAAUCUAAGUGCCAAUAUGUACAAAUCGUUUCAUGCCAACAAGUCUAAAACUCCAACAGACCCUAAACCAUGUCAAGAGAAGGGACAAUUUAACUCAAGACUUUGUAAACAUCAGUGAAAGAGCCAGAUAGUAAGUAUUUUUGCCUUUACAGGCCAAUGGUUUUUGUUGGAAUAACUCAAAUCUGCUGUUGUAGCUUGAGAGUCGCCACAGAUGAUAUAUUAAUUCAUGAAUGGGGCUGAAUUUCCCUGCCCCACAUACUUUAUCAGACUCCACUAUAACAUGGACAACCCCAUGAAGGAUAGACAUCCCCUGUUGUCUCUUUAAAUUUCAAAUUCACUGGGGGAAAAAUAAUUAAGAGGUGUGAAAUGGAAGUGGGCACCUCUCAAACUCAACACCCAAAAAACAAGUAAGUCAAACAGUGGGCAGAAGACAUGAACAGACAUUUCUCCGAAGAAGACAUACAAAUGGCUAACAGAUACAUGAAAAUAUGUUCAUCAUCAUUAGCCAUCAGUGAAAUUCAAAUCAAAACCACAUUGAGAUGCCAGUUAGAAUGGCAAAGAUUAACAAAGCAGGAAACAAAAAAUGUUGGAGAGAAUGUGGAGAAAGGGGAACCCUCCUACACUGUUUGUGGGAUUGCAAGCUGGUACAGACACUUUGGAAACAGUGUGGCAGUUCUUCAAAAAACUACAAAUCGAGCUACCCUAUGACCCAGCAAUUGCACUACUGGGUAUUUAUCCCCAAAGAUACAGAUGUAGUAAAAGAAGGGGCACAUGCACUCCAAUGUUCACAGCAGCAAUGUCCAAAAUAGCCAAACUGUGGAAGGAGCUGAGAUGCCUUUCAACAGAUGAAUGGAUAAAGAAGAUAUGGUCCAUACUGAUAAUGGAGUAUUACUUAACCAUUGGAAAGGAUGAAUACCCACCAUUUACAUGACAUUGGUGGAACUGGAGGGGAUUAUGCUAAGUGAAGUAGGUCAAGCAGAGAAAGACAAUUAUCAUAUGGUUUCACUUAUUUGUGGAACAUAAAGAAUAGCAUGGAGGACAUUAGAAGGAAGGGAAAAAUGAAGGGGGGGAAUCAGAGGAGGAGAUGAACCAUGGGAGACUAUGGACUCUGGGAAAUAACCUGAAGGUUUCAGAGGGUAGGGGGAUGGGAUGGGUUAGCCUGUUGAUGAGUACUAAGGAGGGCAUGUACUGCAAAGAGCACUGGG